Messenger RNA from Oryza sativa Japonica Group (Japanese rice), 1523 nucleotides. RefSeq lists its product as uncharacterized. NCBI's taxonomy places the organism in Eukaryota, Viridiplantae, Streptophyta, Magnoliopsida, Poales, Poaceae. Gene Ontology annotation, biological process: response to cold; regulation of circadian rhythm. The record is from RefSeq and is a predicted model, not a curated record.
CAUUUAUUUGCUCCUUAAACAGGAGGGGAUUCUUCUUCGUCUCCCUUUGCUUCUUCCGUUGCAAUUCCAUUCUCCUCUCUCUCCUGCUUCUCUCUCUCCUCCUCUUCUUCACCUCCUCUUGUCUGUCCAUAGAUCGAGCCGCUCAGACCAAAUCUUGGAUGCGUUCUCUCUUCUUUCUCGCUGCGAGGGAGGCGGGUUGUUCGAUCUGCGGGUGAAAUCGAGCGAGAGGUGUGAUUUUUGUUUCUCUUGUUUGUUUCUUGAAGUUGAAAUCUUGUCCGUGUUUGUUUGUUUUUUUUUGUUUUCCCUCUUCGUAAUCAUCCGGUCGCGAGGAGAUUUACUUUGGUUUGUUCGCCGAUUUGCUUCCAGAUCCCUAGACCUCCCCCUACUUCUCUGUAGCUGUACAUAUUUCAAGAGAGGAAAUUUUGGGCUGGUUUCUGAUACGGUUCGAGAAGAUUUUUGGCAAUUUCUUCGGAUUUUCCUCCCCUUGUGGGUUCCUUGGUUCAUUGAGAAGAAUCAAAUGGGUGAUGUGUCAGUCAAUCGACCGAUCAAGGCGGAGCCAGCUGCAGGCGGCAUUGCUCAGGGCAAUCGAAUCCUGGACAUGAUGUCGUCAGGGUGGACAGAUGAGCGGCACAUGCAUUAUAUAAGCUCAAUGGAGGCUUCUUUCGUUGAGCAACUCUACAAUCACGAACAAAAUGAUGCUGGCAACGGAUUCAAGGUUCUCCGUGGUGGGGUGUGGGAGAAACUCAAAUUUGAUCGGACCAGUGCUUGCUCACGGAUCGGGAGAAAAUACUGCCUGCCCGCAAGCCCCUGGAUCCAGCAUUUCAGGCCGCGCGAAUGCAGUAGCAAUGCAAGGAAUGAUGCGGCGGAGGCUUUAGUGGGUGAUCAUGAAUCUGGUAUUCAGACUAUCCAAGGGAGGACUCCGUUGUCACAUGGAAGGGAGUGGGAGGCUUGCAAGGAAGAAAAAGCUGUUGGUGAAAGUACAGAGGUCUCUGAUCAGAAUUUUGCUGAUGAUGAGGCGGAGGUUGAUGCAGAAUCAAGCAAAGCAUGCAAGAGAAGGAAGUUAAGAAGUGCUCUUACACGGAAUUACCAAGUUGUUCCAUCUGACAAACUGUUUGCUUCCACAAAAGCUGAUGGAAGGAAAGAUGCUCCAGAGUAAGGCAUGCAAGAGUGGAUCUGGUUGAAUAUGCAGUCAAUGAGAACUGGAUGAGUUAGUAUUGGCGAUUUAGUAGUAUAGUUCUGAACUCUGUAGAGUCUGUCUUGGUAGAAGAAUAAUAGGAUCGAUCACUCACAACAUGGUAGAUUUAUUGUUUGAUCAUAUUGUUGUAAUGGUUUUUUUUGUGUGUGUUGCUGUGUUCUGGCAACUGUUUGUUUGCAAUGUGAGUAAUAUGUUUAUGUUUGCCACAAGAUGAGAAUGAUGCAAAGCCCAUCAUUCCUUUUGCCAUAAUUCCAUUGUACAUACAUGUACUCCCAUCAUGAUAUUGAGAAUGAAAGAUCACCAAUUUUGCAGAAUGAUAUCCAACAUC